GGAUUAGUUGUGUCUGAAACCGCUGAAGAGGACCUUUUCCACGCGCUCACCACACUCAUCUUCAUCUUCAGACGAUCGAUCGAUUGAGAUUUCUGCGACUUUCUUCGUCAAUCCGCGAUAACACAUUUUCUGUUUUUCCGAGAAAAUCAUACCCAGUUUGAGAAAAUGCACGACUUCUGCUUCACGAUCCCGUACGGGUUGCUUCUUGUUUGCGGAGGCGUUUUUGGGUACUUGAGGAGAGGGAGCACCGUAUCUCUUGCCGGAGGCGUCGGCACUGGAUUUUUGCUCAUCCUCGCUGGUUAUCUCAGUCUCAAGGCCUUCGAGAAGAAGAAGAACUCGUCUCUCGCUCAGAUUCUCGAGACAGUUUGUGCCGCUGCUCUCACUCUUGUCAUGGGACAACGUUACUUGCAAACUCAAAAGAUUAUGCCUGCUGGUAUGGUUGCUGGAAUCAGUGCUCUCAUGACCGGUUUUUACGUGUACAAAGUUGCUACUGGCGGCAAUCAUAUUCCAUCAAAAGAUAAUUGAUGGUUCUUGAAUCGGGUUUCCGUUUAUGCAUACGAUACUCUCUGUUGGUGGGUUGCUUAUGUGAUACCUUCUCAAUUCGUCGAUCAGAAAGCUGUACUGUUUAGACAAAACACUGUUGCGGUUAUGCUUUGAAAGGUUGGAUUAUCAUUUUUCCUUGGUUGAAAAUAUUGCAUGAUUUUGUAUU
This is a messenger RNA of Tarenaya hassleriana, 709 nucleotides long. RefSeq names its product protein FATTY ACID EXPORT 5-like. The record is from RefSeq and is a predicted model, not a curated record. Gene Ontology annotation, cellular component: membrane. The transcript has 3 exons. Lineage: Eukaryota; Viridiplantae; Streptophyta; Magnoliopsida; Brassicales; Cleomaceae. Bases 166 to 525 code for a protein of 119 amino acids.